UUGUGAACUAAGCAUCAAGCAUCGGUUUUGGGGUUGACAUCACUGUUUGAACGAACGAACGAACAAGCGAAUCUAACCACUCCAUUUGGUGUUUUAGAAGUUGUGGGACUUGUUGCAGAGUGUGGAUUCAUUUCAAUGGCGAGCGUUGGAGUUGGAGGGGGUUUGGGGGGUGAUAUAUGGAAGUCCCAUGUGUCCAUGGCGAUGGUGCAGCUUUUCAAUGGUGGCUACCAUGUCAUCACCAAAGUGGCCCUUAAUGUUGGUAUCAACCAGUUAGUGUUCUGCGUAUUCCGCGAUCUCAUUGCCCUUUCCAUCCUCGCACCCCUUGCUUAUAUCCGUGAAAAACGGAUUCGACCACCCACUACUAAGAACCUACUGGUGUCAUUCUUCUUUCUUGGAUUAACUGGGAUAUUUGGCAACCAACUUUUGUUUCUUAUUGGUUUAAGCUAUACUAAUCCAACUUAUGCUGCUGCCAUACAACCGUCUAUUCCAGUCUUUACCUUUAUAUUGGCUGUGAUGAUGGGUACAGAAAGAGUGAAUUUAGUCACAUAUGAUGGUCUGGCUAAAGUUGGAGGAACCAUCAUCUGUGUUUCUGGUGCUGUAGUGAUGGUUUUGUAUCGAGGUCCAGCUUUGAUAGGAUAUGCUGAUAUCAAUCUUGCUACACAAAAUGAAAUAAGUGCCAGAGGUCAGCCAGAGCCAUCUGGAUGGCUAAUUGGUAGUUUACAAGACUUCGGGUUAGACCAUUUUCAUCUUGGGGUUCUGUGUUUGAUAGGGAAUUGCAUUUGUAUGGCUGCGUUUCUAGCCAUUCAGGCACCAGUAUUAAAAAAAUAUCAGGCAAACAUAUCGGUCACAGCAUUUUCAUACUUCUUCGGAGCUUCACUGAUGGUUAUAGUGUCAUUAUUCAUGAAUUACGAGGCAAAUGACUGGACUUUGACAUCAUCAGAAAUCCUUGCUGUUAUGUAUGCUGGAACUGUUGCAUCUGCCCUUAACUAUGGACUCAUUACAUGGUGCAACAAAAUCUUGGGGCCAGCCAUGGUUUCCCUUUACAAUCCUCUUCAACCUGCGUUUUCAGCCAUCCUCUCCCAAAUUUUCCUUGGAAGUCCAAUUUACUUGGGAAGCAUCAUAGGAGGUUCUUUUAUCAUUACCGGUCUAUAUUUAGUUACCUGGGCAUCAUUUAAAGAAAAACGAGCAUCUCUUGGAGUUGGAGUAGCUAGCCCUUCUUCCUCUUGGGUCUCUGAACCACUUGUUCACGACAGAAGUUCACUCCAGAAAGGCCACGCUUUUUCUGGGUCCUCCUCCGUUUCCCCCAAAACCUUUUCAGAUUAAGGAGAUGAGUUAUUAAAUGCCAAUCAAUUGUAGAAAUUGGUCUCGUGGUUCAAAAUUCUGUUACUGUUACAAUUUUGUUAGAUGUAUUUCCUGACAAACUGUCAAUGCUGUCAUGUUAUACCUGAAUUUUGAAAUCCAAUGGCUUGUAUCUGAAUUUGGUGAGCAAUUUUGAAAUGGAAUAUAUUCCUUCUCUUCCUGGAACUGUAAUAUUAACCCCAAAGAAAGGUGAAUUUUGUAAAACUUAUUGGCAACACUGUGAUCAGUGCAAAUAUGGAACAGUUUGGCCCA
Molecule: messenger RNA, 1611 nt
Organism: Vigna unguiculata (cowpea)
Lineage: Eukaryota; Viridiplantae; Streptophyta; Magnoliopsida; Fabales; Fabaceae
Product: WAT1-related protein At4g19185-like
Cellular component (GO): membrane
Molecular function (GO): transmembrane transporter activity
Source: RefSeq, a predicted model, not a curated record